Lotus japonicus is the source of this 2169-nucleotide messenger RNA. Its product is annotated as CRS2-associated factor 2, mitochondrial-like. The record is from RefSeq and is a predicted model, not a curated record. Gene Ontology annotation, molecular function: RNA binding. The transcript is spliced from 5 exons. NCBI's taxonomy places the organism in Eukaryota, Viridiplantae, Streptophyta, Magnoliopsida, Fabales, Fabaceae. Gene Ontology annotation, biological process: Group II intron splicing. Bases 392 to 1495 code for a protein of 367 amino acids.
AUGGUUGUUUGACAUUGUCAACCCAUCAUCAAGCGUGAAGAAAAACCUCAAGCGGUGUAUGGCUUUAGGUGGAAACAAUUUUGAAGAGGUUCUAGUCUAGUCUUCUACUCAUGUGUGUUUUUGUUUGAGGUUCGGUCAAGUGCUUCAAUUUGUUAAGUCUAAUCAUGUCGCAGCAUGGUGCUUUAUCUCGCAUGGCUCAAACCAUUGCUCACGUUAUUAAUGUCAACUUCGGUCCUACGCGCAUGACUUGUGUAAUAUCCUUCGAGCGUACUCGUCCUUCAAAAUAGAUAUCUCACAAGCAUCCGGUCUCCUGCUUAGUGUCGUGACUUGAUUCGUCGGCCUGGUAUGUGGUUAACCUAAGGUGUCGCAAGGUAGGUAGAAUUUUAAACGAAUGUCUCCGCCAUGUCAGCAACGAGCCAAUUAUCAUAAGAUACAUCUCAUAUAUAUUACCGAAAUAAUUUUUAUCAAAUUAACAAAAUUCAUUGAACAAUACAACCGAAUGCAGAACCACCUCUUCUCGUUCACCGGCCGUCGUGUACCACUCUCUCUCCGCCGCUUCCUCAGCCAAUCCACCGGCAACGACCUCUACGACCCGCCGUUUACCCCAUCACCAAAACCGCACAAAGCAAACAAUGAAAAGAAGCAGAAGAACAACAACAAAAACAACAGCAACUUCAACAAUGGAGCUCCGAAUAUCAAACCUGACCCGAAUCUUCCAUUGAAAUCGGACCUUCCAUUCGACUUCAGGUACUCUUACUCAGAGACAGACCCCAAUGCGACACCCAUCAGCUUCCGCGAAUCGCCCAAGUUCUCGCCGUUCGGACCGGGACGGCUUGACCGGAAAUGGACCGGGACUUCGGCUCCGGUUGGUAAGGAAGUGGACCGGGUUAGGUUGGAAGAGGAGCGGAGCCGGGUGCUCGGAGCACCGCUUGAGGAGGAGGAGGUGGCGGAGCUUGUUGAACGCUACCGUCAUAGUGACUGUGCUAGGCAAAUUAAUUUGGGGAAGGGGGGAGUAACUCACAACAUGUUGCAUGACAUCCAUAACCAUUGGAAGAAGGCUGAGGCUGUGAGGAUUAAGUGCUUGGGUGUGCCAACUCUUGACAUGGACAAUGUUUGCUUCCACCUUGAGGACAAAUCUGGCGGGAAAAUUAUCUACCGCAACAUUAAUAUACUGCUCAUUUACAGGGGACGGAAUUAUGAUCCCAAGAACCGUCCAGUUAUUCCUGUUAUGCUGUGGAAGCCUUAUGCACCGAUAUACCCUAAGCUUGUGAAGAAUGUAAUUGAAGGCUUGACGCACGAGGAAACAAAAGAAUUGAGAAAUAAGGGAUUGAAUGCAGAUCCUCUGAUGAAACUCACUAGAAAUGGUGUUUAUGUGAAUGUGGUGGAGAGGGUGAGGGAAGCUUUCAAUACUGAGGAGGUUGUGAGACUGGACUGCACUCAUGUGGGUAUGAGCGACUGCAAAAUGAUCGGAGUGAAGCUAAGGUGCAGGAUUUAGUACCAUGUGUCCCUAUCUUGUUCAAGGAUGAGCAGAUAAUCAUCUGGAGAGGAAAUUUAAGUCAAGAACAACCUUCAGAUGCAUAAGGGAGUAUUUAAAUUAGAGGGUCUACAAUGUGAAUGAGGAAAUGUUAGUUAGGUAAAGUUGACAUUUUGAUUCAGUCUAUAUAUUCAACAUCCUUGAGUCCCUGACCAUGUAAGUGUUCAAAGUUCCCGUUUUCCUUUAUAUGGAAAAAUUCAAGGAUACUUGUCUAAGUUGUGGAUCACACACGUUAAUGCAAAGGCUAGAGACUCAUGCUACCUGAGACAGCAUGGUAGUUAUUCAAAAGGUUUCAUGAAGAAAGGAGCAGCUAUGGAGCAAGACAAACAGUUUUGGUCACUAAAUUGAAGAAAGAAAUAUCUUGAACCUGUAGGAAAGGAUCUACUCACUUCUUUUUUUUUUUUGGGUAAAGUAAGUCAUCAAAGCCAUUGAUUGAGUUGUUUUAUUGACCUUUCAAAAUAGGUAAUCACUAUGAAUGGUUGUGAUGACUUACUUUACCUUCCAAAGGGACUCUCAGUUUAGAGCUAAAUCCUUCUCAUUUUAUGUAAUUGUUUCAGCAAUUGUAGUAUGUUCAAAGUCCGCAAUGAUUUGUACAAGUAUAUGGUUUAAUUAUUAGAAGAAAUGGUUUUAAAACA